Messenger RNA from Penicillium robsamsonii, 2034 nucleotides. Its product is annotated as amidase family protein. Bases 1 to 2034 code for a protein of 677 amino acids. The transcript has a single exon. The record is from RefSeq and is a predicted model, not a curated record. Lineage: Eukaryota; Fungi; Ascomycota; Eurotiomycetes; Eurotiales; Aspergillaceae.
AUGGCUCAAUCAAAAGACUUCUCGCUCUUAGACGCGAGUAUCUCCGAACUCCAGUCUGCACUUUCUGCAGGAUCGCUCUCUAGUGUCGGCUUGGUAUCACGGUACCUACGACGAAUCAGCGUCUACGACGCAAACAGUCUAGAACUCACCGCCAUCCCAAUCCUAAACCCAUUCGUUCUCGACGAAGCAGCCGCCUCUGAUGCCCGGCGGGCAGCCGGUCUGCCGCCGCGUCCAUUGGAGGGUAUUCCGUACCUCGCAAAAGACAGUAUUAAGGUUAAGGGCAUGACCGUUGCGAGCGGAUCACCUGCAUUUGAAACUCUCAUUGCCAACGAAGAUGCUGCAUGUAUCCAAUUUCUCCGCCAGGCCGGCGCCGUGCUCCUCGGCCGAACGAACAUGCCCGCCAUGGCAUACGGUGGGAUGCAACGUGGGUGCUAUGGGCGCGCUGAAAGUCCGUAUAAUCCUGCAUACCUGGCUGCGGCAUAUGCCUCUGGUUCAUCAAAUGGAUCGGCCGUCGCAACGGCGGCCAACUUUUGUGCCUUUUCUCUAGGCACCGAGACUGUAUCUUCAGGUCGCUCGCCGGCCUCAAAUAAUGCCAUUGUUGCAUACACACCUUCAAAGGGCCUUCUUCCUCUCCGUGGUGUCUGGCCACUCUACUUGACCUGUGAUGUCCUGGUCCCUCAUACUAGGACUAUGGCAGAUAUGUUCCAGGUCCUAGACGUUCUUGCGGUGUCCGACGAAGCCCCGAUAGGAGAUUUCUACCAGGAGCAAAAGCUCAUAUCCCUCCCUUCAAUCAAUACACUCCGACCACAGUCCUUUUCAGAAUUACAAGAUAGCACAUCCUUGCGCGGGAAGCGCAUUGGUAUACCGUCAAUGUACAUCGGAGGCGACGAUACUCCUCUAUCCCCAGCCAGCAGAGUAAACACCCGGCCCUCCAUAGUCAAACUAUGGCAGAACGCCAGAAAGGCCCUCGAGUCCUGCGGUGCGGAGGUCAUCGAAACGGACUUCCCCCUCGUGACAACCUACGAAUCCAACGCAGACAAAGGUCAGCUUGUCACCGUUGCAGGGCUACCAGAAGGCUGGCCGGCGCUGGAGCGGAGCGAGCUUGUCGCACAUAUCUGGGAUGACUUCCUGAUUAACAACGGGCAAAAAGGUCUCGAGACUCUUUCUCAAGUUGAUCCGACGACUAUCUUCCCGCUUGCGCCGGGGUCUCUGAGGGGUGCGCCCGAUGCAGCUAAUGCGCUGCGGUGGGAUGAGAUGGUUAAAUACCCGCACCGGAGGCCGGCAUCUAUUUAUGAGAUCCCCGGCAUUCAGCAGGGAAUCCAGGCCCUUGAGAAUGCGCGCAAAGAGACUCUUGAGGACUGGAUGGAUGGGCUUGGGCUUGAUGCUGUGGUUUUCCCGGCUAAUGGUGAUAUCGGAGCUGCUGAUGCCGACUGCGAUGAAACAGCGUCGUUGUUUGCGUGGAGUAAUGGCGCCAAAUACUCCAAUGGUAAUAGGCCUAUUCGUCAUCUUGGUGUGCCCACUAUCUCCGUUCCUAUGGGUAUCAUGGAAGAUACGGGGAUGCCGGUGAAUCUUACCUUUGCUGGAAAGGCAUAUGAUGAUAACAGCCUACUUAAGUAUGGCUUUGCCUUUGAGACGGCAAUGAAGGGCCGUGUUCAGCCAUCGCUCGUGCCUGCUCUUGACUCUGAUCUCAUCAAGGCUGCUCAAGAUCCUCAGUCAUGGGAUUCUCCGUCGACCGUUGAGUUGGUGGUAGAGACUCAAGUGAAGGAGAUUCACGAUUCCACCGUUGUGAUCCAGAUCCAGGGAUCAAUGGUACUCAAGGACUCCCAGUUGGAGUCUUUGGAAUGCCAUGUUAACGGCCAAGUGGUCAAGCCAAUCAUAGAGGGCGAUAGAUGGUUUAUCCAGGCUUCCUAUCCCGCAUCGGAACGUGACCAACCCUGGAGGAGGUGGUCGAGUCCUGCUUUAACACAGACUAUCGUAGUUAUCACAGCUUAUACCAAGGCGGGCUCGACAACGGGCAAGUUGAUCUUAUUAUGA